AUGGCGGAUGGUCAAACUGCAGACCCACCAAUUGUGCAGGGUGAAGCAAAAUUGCCCGGCGAAACAUUACGAACCAUCUUGCUCAAUGGAGCAAAGGAGCUAAAGCUCAUCUCAGACAAUGUGUUGGGAUAUGAGUCGUCUUUUCACAAACCCCACUAUCCACGACCACCGAAAGCUGUGGCGGGGCAAAAGAUCGGAAAACUCCAGCUCAAAGAUCCGAGCCGUGGAUGCCAAUACCCUCAGCUUCGGUAUCGUGCCCAGGAAUUUUCUCUACGGAAAAGACGGCUGGCCUUGAAAAUCGGUUACUCAAGCCUCGAAGCGACUUUUACUGCGCUGAUUCCUACACGACACGACUCGGCCGCAAAAACGAUGGAAGCCGACAUCAGAGCUGUGCUUCCAAAUAUCGACCCAGUGGUCUCAGACUACUCUGUCGGUUACCUGACGCACGCUUCAACCGCCUGGACCGACGAUGAUGACGCAUCUGGUCUGUCGCCCCUAAGCGAAGCCGCCGCUGCCAUCACCGAACUUCUGCUCUCCGCCUCUGGCGAUUUCACCCCCUCUGCCGAAGAAAAGGUCAAGCAACUCGUGGAGAAAUGGGUCGACAAGUACGCCGAAGCAAAUGGAGGGCUGCGGACCGGUCCUUCAAUUGUGAAGAGGUUAGACCAGACUAUUCAGGUCAGCACACAGCGCAACAUGUCGUCAACGCUCGCCGUAGCCACCGGUGGUGUUGAUCUGGAGCAAGCCAAUGCGAGAAAAGUCGAGUCCAAGGUCGAUCGCAAGAAGCUUGAAAAGGCGGAGCGCAAAAUCGCCGCCAAGCAACAAAAGAAGACCUUCAAGGUUGUCGAGUAUGAGGCGUCGAGACUGCUGGACCAACCCGAGGAUACGCAAUCGUACGAAGAAUUUUACAUGGCUGUCAAUCCACUCCAAAUCGGCAGCUCUAGCUCAAACAAGACAAAAGACGUCAAACUUGACAAUAUCGAUGUGUCGAUUGGCGGAAAUAGAAUUCUUUCGGAUACUACCCUUACGCUCGCAUAUGGCCAUCGGUAUGGUUUGGUUGGUAACAACGGUGUGGGUAAAUCCACACUGUUGCGAGCACUGUCCAGGAGAGAAGUCGCUAUUCCUACACAUAUUUCCAUUUUGCACGUGGAACAAGAAAUUACUGGAGAUGAUACCCCUGCCUUACAAGCAGUUCUUGACGCAGAUGUUUGGCGCAAGGUUCUGCUCAGAGAGCAAGACGAGCUCGUUGCUAGUUUGGCUGAUCUGGAGGCUCGCCGAGCCCCUCUAGCCGACACUUCCGCCGAUGCCGCGAAGCUUGACCACGAAAAGGAAGCCAAAGAUGGAAAACUUGGAGAUAUUCAAGCCAAAUUGGCCGAAAUGGAAUCCGACAAGGCAGAAUCAAGGGCAGCCAGUAUUCUGGCAGGUCUUGGCUUCUCACCCGAGAGACAACAAUUCGCUACCAAAACAUUCUCUGGUGGUUGGAGAAUGCGUUUGGCGCUCGCUCGUGCCCUGUUUUGCGAACCUGAUCUGUUGUUGCUCGACGAACCGUCAAACAUGUUGGACGUCCCGUCCAUUACUUUCCUCUCCAACUAUCUGCAAGGGUAUCCUAGCACAGUGCUUGUCGUUUCUCACGACAGAGCAUUCUUGAACGAGGUUGCCACAGAUAUCAUCCACCAACACUCCGAACGACUCGACUACUACCGCGGUGCCAACUUUGACUCCUUCUACGCCACUCGUGAAGAGAGAAAGAAGGUUGCCAAGAAGGAGUACGAGAACCAAAUGGCACAGAGAGCUCAUCUCCAAGCCUUCAUUGACAAGUUCCGUUACAAUGCCGCAAAAUCCUCCGAGGCCCAAUCCCGCAUCAAAAAGCUGGAGAAGAUGCCUGUCCUCACACCACCAGAAUCAGAGUACAGCGUCAAAUUUACCUUUCCCGAUGUUGAGAAGCUAUCACCCCCUAUCAUCCAAAUGUCCGAGGUCGACUUUGGAUACACACAAGAUAAGCCGCUGCUACGAAACGUGGACCUGGAUGUUCAAUUAGACUCUCGUAUCGGUAUCGUCGGACCCAACGGUGCUGGUAAGACGACGGUUCUCAAACUCCUGAUUGGCAAGUUGGCAGUAUCAAAGGGCAUCGUCACGGCCCACCCGCGUCUUCGCAUCGGAUUCUUUGCCCAGCACCACGUCGAUGCGUUAGACUUGACUCUCAGCGCCGUCAGCUUCAUGUCCAAAACGUAUCCCGGAAGGACGGACGAGGAAUACCGAAGACAGCUGGGAGCAUUCGGUAUCACCGGCACAACAGGUUUACAAAAGAUGGCUCUGCUAUCUGGUGGUCAAAAGUCAAGAGUGGCAUUUGCUUGUUUGGCCCUGACGAACCCUCAUAUUCUCGUGCUUGACGAACCGUCUAAUCAUCUUGAUAUUGAAGCGAUGGACGCCCUUGCGGAAGCCCUGCAGGCUUUCCAGGGUGGUGUACUGAUGGUGUCUCACGAUGUUACCAUGUUGCAGAUGGUGUGUACGUCGUUGUGGGUGUGUGAUAAGGGGACGGUUGAGAAGUUCGAUGGUGAUGUACAGGCUUAUAAGAAGAAGAUUUCAGCACAGGCGGAUGCGGCUGGCGUUGUUAAGGCUCAUUAG
Messenger RNA from Pochonia chlamydosporia 170, 2622 nucleotides. RefSeq names its product protein GCN20. Bases 1 to 2622 code for a protein of 873 amino acids. Gene Ontology annotation, molecular function: ATP binding; ATP hydrolysis activity. Lineage: Eukaryota; Fungi; Ascomycota; Sordariomycetes; Hypocreales; Clavicipitaceae. The record is from RefSeq and is a predicted model, not a curated record. The transcript is spliced from 5 exons.